Pectinophora gossypiella (pink bollworm) is the source of this 835-nucleotide messenger RNA. RefSeq lists its product as uncharacterized. The annotation marks the transcript as partial. The record is from RefSeq and is a predicted model, not a curated record. Gene Ontology annotation, cellular component: plasma membrane. Gene Ontology annotation, biological process: transmembrane transport. NCBI's taxonomy places the organism in Eukaryota, Metazoa, Arthropoda, Insecta, Lepidoptera, Gelechiidae. The transcript has 4 exons. Gene Ontology annotation, molecular function: water channel activity.
CUGCUGGGCUGCCUGGCGCCCGCCGCGCCCGCGCCCGCCGCCGCGCUCGGCGCCGGCGCCGUGCUGGCGCUGCUCGUGCAGUGCUUCGACCACGUGUCGGGCUCGAUGUUCAACCCGGCGGUGACGCUGGCGGCGGCGCUGCUGGGCCGCGUGGGCUGGCGGCGCGCGGCGGCCUACGCGGCGGCGCAGGUGGCGGGCGGCGUGGCGGGCGCGGCGGCGCUGCGCGCGCUGCUGGGCGCGGGCGCCGCCGCCGCCUGCGUGCCCGCGCCCGCGGCCGCACUGGGCGCCGCGCGCGCCGCCGCCGUGGAGGCGCUGCUGGCCGCCUGCCUGGCGCUGGCCAACGCGGCCGCCUGGGACGCGCGCAACCGACGCUGGCGGGACUCGUGGCCGCUGCGCGUCGGCGCCGUCGUCGCCGCGCUCGCGCUCGUCGGCGGUCCGCUGACGGGCGCCAGCAUGAACCCGGCGCGAAGCCUCGGCCCGGCGCUGUGCUCCGGGAACUGGCAGCACCACUGGGUGUACUGGGCGGGCCCGCUGGCGGGCGCGGGCGCGGCCGCGCUGCUGUACCGCGCCGUCUGGGCCGCGCCCCCCGCGCCCCCCGCCCGCCCCUGCUGCGCCGUCUAGCCACCUCUACGGGGAGUGGACCUUAUCUGCUUUUCCUUAUGGCGAUUUGUACGUUUCACAUUAUUGUCACUAGGUGGCGUUAGCCACCCAAUACACGUGACACGACGCCAGCUACACAUUCCCGCUCCCAGAGUGAUCCUCAGAUAUCGAGAGUUUUACACUAUGUAUUUUGUAAGCUUAAUUAAUAAAUAAGUCUCGAUUUAGCGUUAAUACA